AUGCCCACUCGACGGACGGCCGUGCGAGAUUCUCCGGGUGCUAGCCGCCGGUUUCCUGCCAGCCGUGCCGGACUCGUUCGGCACCUGGCAUCGUGCGCCCGUCGACGCUCGUGCUGUAGUUCACGCUCACGACGGCGCCGCGCACAGGUGAGCGUGCCCCUCGCCCGCCGCCAUCGACGUCUCGGCCACUGUCCAGGUCCAGGUCCACCAGCCACCGGAGAGCGCCACGGGGGAUUGGCGGAGCUCGCCAGCCCCAGGAUGCGGGCAGAUAUUCGUACAUGCGUAGCGCGUGCCUCCGGCGCACAUGGCGGACGCCUCAGCCAAAAGCUUGCUUACCUACAGUACAGCGCGAGCGGAGCACGGUGGUGCGCGCCUUCCAAAGGACCCAGCGGUUCCGUGGCUCGUUGGAGCGCGAGCAGUAGUACUGGAGCGGUAGUAUGCGCAGGGAUGGGAACGAUGCCGGGGUGGUGA
Purpureocillium lilacinum is the source of this 471-nucleotide messenger RNA. Lineage: Eukaryota; Fungi; Ascomycota; Sordariomycetes; Hypocreales; Ophiocordycipitaceae. The record is from RefSeq and is a predicted model, not a curated record.